Molecule: messenger RNA, 822 nt
Organism: Fraxinus pennsylvanica
Lineage: Eukaryota; Viridiplantae; Streptophyta; Magnoliopsida; Lamiales; Oleaceae
Source: the annotation of a GenBank genome assembly
AUGAUGAACUCGCGAGAGAUAGCGUUAGUUUCAACCGCCACAAUUUUUGGUGCGGUGGCCUCGGCAAUCGUAUUUCGCCGAUUUUUCUACUCCAAUCGCCCCAACAAGCGCUUAUCAGCAAACUGCGUCGUUGAUGGGAGGAAACCCUCUCCUCAGAACCCAUUUGAUCCCACCAAACGAAAAGGAUAUUUGUCAUGGGAUGAUUAUUUUAUGGCUAUUGCAUUUCUCUCCGCUGAACGAUCCAAGGAUCCUAACAGGCAGGUUGGAGCUUGUUUGGUGAGUCAAAAGGGCAUCAUUCUUGGCAUCGGCUACAAUGGUUUCCCACGUGGUUGUUCAGAUGACAAGCUUCCAUGGUCUAAGAAAUCCAAAAAUGAUGAUCCCUUGGAGACAAAGUACCCUUAUGUAUGCCAUGCUGAAGUAAAUGCUAUCUUGAAUACAAAUCAUGCAUCUGCUGCAGGACAAAGGCUUUAUGUUACAAUGUUUCCUUGCAAUGAAUGUGCCAAGAUAAUUAUUCAGUCAGGUGUCUUGGAAGUUAUCUAUUAUGUGGAAAAGAGAUUGGUUAAUUCGGAAACUGCCUAUGCAGCUUCUCACAAACUUCUAUCCAUGGCUGGUAAGGAGACAUCAACCACAGAUGGAUCAGAUUUUGAUCAAUUUCAAGGAGUACUAGAUGUUCCUCAAAUGGCUGCAGUUGCAUGCAUGAACAGAAGCAACCAUACAAGACUGAGAGUGAUUGCUGCUUGCUAUGAAAGAGGGGAUGGAUGCCUAACGAAGUACAGGGUAGGAUUUCAAAGCUACAAUAGUUACCAUGUCCGGAGUUUAUAA